Molecule: messenger RNA, 715 nt
Organism: Bursaphelenchus okinawaensis
Lineage: Eukaryota; Metazoa; Nematoda; Chromadorea; Rhabditida; Aphelenchoididae
Source: the annotation of a GenBank genome assembly
AUGACCUCAACGUACGUCGAAGAACCAGAAAUCAGAGAAGCCGAACCAAUGCUAGAACGAACAGCAUCAUCAGCCACCUCUGGUGCUGACGGAAGAGCCGUUUCGAAAGCCAAGGUUCAGUUAUCGCCGGUGAUUCUUUCGAAGAUCAUGGCUUACUCGCUGAAUCUCCCGUCAAAGAGGCCCCACCUCUACCACCACCUCCAGUUUUGAUUCAAAAGAGGAGUUGACAGCAGAAGAGCUAGAACACAUCGAACGGGUACGACGACUGGCUGAAGGUUUGGAAAUGACCUCAACGUGCGUCGAAGAACCAGAAAUCAGAGAAGCCGAACCAGAGUUCAGAGAAGCCGAACCAGAGUUUCAAAGAAGCCGAAUACCAAUGCUAGAACGAACAGCAUCAUCAGCCACCUCUGGUGCUGACGAAGAAGCCGUUUCGAAAGCCAAGGUUCAGUUAUCGCCGGUGAUUCUUUCGAAGAUCAUGGCUUACUCGCUGAAUCUCCCUGUCAAAGAGGCCCCACCUCUACACCACCUCCAGUUUUGAUUCAAAAGAGGAGUUGACAGCAGAAGAGCUAGAACACAUCGAACGGGUACGACGACUGGCUGAAGGUUUGGAAAUGACCUCAACGUACGUCGAAGAACCAGAAAUUGAAAGCCGAACCAGAGUUCAGAGAAGCCGAACCAGAGUUCAAAGAAGCCGAACCAAUGCUAGAACGAACAG